Molecule: messenger RNA, 4156 nt
Organism: Penaeus indicus
Lineage: Eukaryota; Metazoa; Arthropoda; Malacostraca; Decapoda; Penaeidae
Gene: oaf
Product: out at first protein-like
Exons: 6
Coding region: 76-876 (266 amino acids)
Source: RefSeq, a predicted model, not a curated record
UGAGAAGACGAGAAAUCGCUAGAUGUAAACACAGCAGAUUGUGUCGUUUUGGUUUCCCUCUUUCUUAAAACCAAAAUGUACUCUUUAUGCAUCUUCCUUCUCGUUUCUUUUUCUAUAAACACCCUUUCCACUGCACAGCUCGUCGUUAAUGUAAAAACACAGGGUGGCGAAGUAUUCAAAGAAACCAUCACAGCAAACAUAUCGGAUGAUUCGGUGGUGCUGGAAUUUCCUCAGAGUGAUGGCACUUACGUCACGCAGCUCAUUGACUUUAAGCAGGAGCUGCAGAUCUUCAAGGUGAUUGUCUUGGGAGAGGAGGAAUUAGGACAGAGUCAGUUCCAAGUCAUGUGCUUCAUUAUGAGGUUCUUUAAGAAUAAUUUCAUAUCUUCAGAUGCCAUGUCUAAGUUAAGACAAAAAAAUCCUGGCACAGUAAGAUCACCAGAAGAAGACCGUGGCACUGAAGAAGUUGAGAUGGACGUGAGUGUGGAUGUUGCCGGAGCAGGUAUUCUGUCCCCACACAUCCCUCACAUGUGUGCAUUGGCCAGCACAUCUACUUAUGCCUCUGACAGAGACAUUAAACUUUGGGCAACACAAAGAAGAGAAUUAGAUGGUGAUUGGUCUCUAGUUAGCGAUGCAACACACCACCUCCCAACAAGAGGUGUUGCUCGCUGUGCCGACGGGGGUCGAGAUCUCUCCAGCCCUUGUGCCUGUCAUUAUCAAGUGUGCAUUGCUUGGUAUCCCUGUGGCCUGAAAUACUGCAAAGGAAGAGACAACUCCGGUAAAGCUGUGUCCUACCGUUGUGGGAUCAGAACCUGUCGGAAGUGCCGUAAUUUCAGCUACUUUGUACCACAACGUCAGCUCUGCCUGUGGGACGACUAAUGUGGUUGCAUGUGUGAUAGCCUUACCAGUAUGAUAAAAACAUUGGAUUUUUGAUAUACUGACUUGUGAAGGGUUUUAUGAGCCGAUCACUCAAUAUUGCUGAUUUAUAGCAUUUUGAGUGCAACAUGGUUUUCUUUUAUUAACACUGGUUCUUUGAUUAUAACUUGUAUCAAAGUUUUGACAGACAGGGAAAAAACCCAGUGCAGUAUUGUUUGUGAAAUACUCAGAAUCUAUUAUUUUUUAAGGGCAAGUAAACACAUAGAUUUCAUGACUUGUUGCCAUAAUUACCAUGUUUUUGUAUCAGUAUGUGUGAAUAUGUAUUCGGUAAUGCUUGAAAUCACCAAUGUUAUGUGUAUUCUAAUUGACAAUCUCAUUUGUAGAGAUAGGCUUUAACAAAUAGUUUGAUAAUAUAUUAUAAUACUAAGAUUUAUGUAGAAGCAAGUGAAAGCAAAAAAAAAAUGUUUUAAUUGUGUUUUACAUUUCACAUUUUGAUUGCCAUAUCUGUGCCAUAUAUUCUCCAGGAAUUUUUCUUCUUUAUUCACUGGGGAAAACAGAUAGUUCCUUUGUUUUUAUUCCUAGAAAAGUCUUUGAUGUAAUGUCUUUGUGUUUUUUUCUUUAUAAAUCUUUGGUAUAGAACUAUAAAUUUUGUUUUUUAAUUCUUUGUUAAUAAAACAAGUGCAUUUUCCUGUAUAGCCUUACUGCUUGACUAUGUUUUUUUAUAAUGUGUAUAGGAUUAACAUAGAAAAAAAUUAAAAUUGUCUAUAAAAGUUUACUUCUACAGUGCACAUAAAUAAGGUUUAUUUAAUUUUGUAAAUAGUUUGAGCAUAUUGGUUAUUAGCAUUUUGUUUUAUACUUUUUAUAUGUACAGCAGGUGACUAUUAGUUACAUGCCAUGUGCCAUAAGCUUUUUAAUUAGCUACUUUUGUAAACUAUUUUUUUUUUUUAUAAAUAUAAGUUUAUGAGUUUUCCCAGUCCAUUUUUUGUGGAGAUUAUAUAUUAUAUAUAUACAGUUUUACUCAUGCAUAUCAAAGUAUAUACAUACAAACAGAAAGCAGAAGCAGCUGCUGUUUUUUUUAUAGCACUAUAAGAAAUUGUGAAAGUCUGUGAAUUAAAAUAUUUCUUAAAAGUGGAAAGAAAUAAAGAAGUACUGUAAAACACUCUUUUUUUCCUUUUAUAUCUCAUGGUAAUUGCUGGUAAUGAAACCCUGAAAAUAUUAUAAGUUACAAAAAGUUUUUAAAAUGUCUUUCAGCAUAAAAUGGAAGUAAUAUGCUGCUUCGUAGGAAUUGAGUCACAGAUUCUGUGUAAAGCAACGUUCUAGCAUUCUAUUAAUCAUAAACCUGAAGCAUCUGGAUUUGCCAGGCUGUUUGAAAUAAUCCUCCGUAGAGGCGUGCAAGAAGACUUAAAAUGUCUUAGCUUAUUUCUGUUGCAAGGAAGUCAAGAUUUGCCAGGCCCAUUGCAGAUUGGAGUUUCAUGCCAAUGGAGUGACUGCAGUGGAAGAAAUCCUUAGUUUCUUACAUGUGAGAUACGGGAUGAGUUCCUGCUGUGACAGUGCUUUAGAUUCUCCUGUCCUCUGCAUUGCCCACUGUGAGUUUACUUGUUUAAUUGUUUUCACGUAUAGAUGGCUAAAUUUGUACUUGUACUGUCUAUCUCGCCUGUUUACCCUUUUCUUUAAUUUACGAAAAUAUUUUACGUUCUCUUAUUUUGCUGUUUCUAAUGUUUGUAACAUUAGAGUAAUUAUGAUAGCACUAGUAAAAAUACAUUUUCCCGCCAAUUCAAGUAAAGGUGAAAUCAGGUAAGGCAGAGCCAUCUUGUGUAGAGACAUUUCACAAAAAAUGUAAAAAAUGAGCACAGCAUUUUCCCCAUUUUCUGUUUAUUUUUACCCAGCGUGAAUGGGUUAAGUACUACAGAACAGUGUUUUUGUAAUAGUGCUUUUAAAUCAAAUAUUGUUGCUUCAUUCUGAAUCUAAAAGUACCAUGAACAUUGUUACAUUGUAACCAAAUCAAUUAUGUAAUAUCUGGGUAACUAAAAUGAAAGUUAGGAGCACAAAGAAUUUCUAAACUCUCAAAUGCAGAGAAAAAUGAAGGGAAUAAACCAUUUAAAAAGCCCACUUGCUUUCUAAAUUAAAAAAUUGUCAACUAUUCACCAUUAGGCUAACAAAUCUUAGUUAAUAGAAAUCUUCAUGGUGAUAUAUAUAGUAAAUUUGAUUACUUGACAAAAUUAAAGUUAUUUCAUAGACAUUUACUUUUACAAAUCUUACAAGUUUUGCAUACAAGAUACAACCAUUUUCAUUAGCAUUUACUUCCAUCAAUUAAUAAUGUGCAAUCAUUAUUGAUCAGGUUAAGGUUUAAAUGACAACUUUUUCCAGUUCUAGUUUACAGUAUGACUCCCCAGUGGGUCCUAAUAAAGGAGGAUAUACUGUAUAAGAUAAUCACUCAUCCAUGGGUCCUAAAAGGAUAAAAAAUCCCUGAACAGUUUUGAACUUUUUAUUUCAUUUCCAUACAAAAUUUCUCUCAAACUGGAAUGUGACAGCUCAAACAAGACUAUAAUUUCUCUAUUUGGAAAAGAAAAUAAAACUUCAUACCACACAUACAAUGGUAAAGUAAAAUAAAGAGAAUAUGACUCCAAUAAAAAAAAAAGAAAAAUGAAACAAUAUUCAUUUCACUAUAUUGCUACAGGUGAGCUGCAACUACGAUAAAUAAGGAAUACUUUUCAUAUAUAUGAAUUUCUUUUUCAUAGAAUAACAUUAUUUAAAUACAUUUUAUACUGCAUAAUGUAUAACACUUAUAUCUGUAUAAAUUGUACUAUAAUAAGCUUACAAAUUAGUAAAAUAUGAAAAAAGCCUGGAUGGAUAAUUUUUCUUUGAUAUUGUAUCUACGCCUUUAGUUUUCAGUAAAACAAAAAUGUGAUGUGUAUUGAAAAUGUGUCAAUUUGGAAAUGAGCCAAUGGUGCUACUCAUCAGCUUGCAUGAAAAUAUUUCUUCCUGGUUUCAGUGAGAACUUUAAGCAUUUUCUCUGGCCUUGAGACUUAGCUUCAUUAUUACCAGUUCCUAUGCAAUGAAAUAAAAAUUGUAGCAACCUAUUGGACAAGUGAUACAUAUCUGAUUUCAUUCUUUUUUACGUUCGUUUCUUUGCCUAAGACACGGCAGUUGUAAAAAUUCCUGUUCUAGACAUACCACUGCCAAUACAUUUUUUUCUGUUUUUAUUUUUAUAUAUAAAAGAAAUCCUCCCCGCUAUCAUUUACUGGAACAUAUUAGAAGCAUGAUGAAUUAUGUUGAACUACUU